AGCAGGCAGGGAGGCAGCCCCCGAGAGGAAGAAGUCUCGCCUAUCGUGCAGGGAGGCAGAAGGCUCGCCUAUCGUGCAGCCCGGCCGGCGCGGCCGUCGGUCUGCGUCUAGGAUAGGAAGGUCCCGCGUGUUCUCCCCCAGCGGAACAGAAGCCGCCGCCGCUGCGCGGCCGGGCCCUGUUCGUUGUCUGUGUUUUUUUCUUUGGAGCCUGGCGCCCUGGUGCCGCCCUUUGUUUGUGGGGCGGGGGGCGCCCACCUGGUGCCGGAGGGGGGGUGGCGCCUUGGGGCCGGCUCUGUGCCCUUGCCUCGCUCCGCUAGCCCGGCCGGGCGCUGUGUCUCUUCCGGCCGUGUGCUCUCUUGCCCCCCCGGACCGGGGUGGUGUUGCCCUUGAAUAAUUCGGGUUGGCGCCCCCCCGCCCAAACGCCGGGCCCGCCCCCCCGUCCUAUCAGCGCCCCGGCCCGGGGCCGGGUGGGUGGCUGGGUGGUGUGUCGUUGCCAGAUUCAGGCGCGCAGAGAGACAUCCGCGCCGCCUGGCCACCCCUUGGGUGGCACGCGCGCCCGCGGACGGAUCUUGGUGGGGCCGGGCCUAAGCGCAAAUUAGUGUAUGAAGAUUGGAUACAAUUUGGCCACGCGUUUGAAGGAGCCUUGAAACAAGCAAAGUAAGGAAAAAUAUUCAGGCAACAUCAUGCAAGCAAGGCGACGCAGAGCGCUUCCAUCCAUCGCAGAGGCAAU
Amoebophrya sp. A120 is the source of this 730-nucleotide messenger RNA. The record is from the annotation of a GenBank genome assembly. Lineage: Eukaryota; Dinophyceae; Syndiniales; Amoebophryaceae.